AUGGUGAUUGACGAACAGGGGUAUGGCAUUCCAUACUUAGCGGCGGCAGUAGGCGGCUCCACCACUUCUUCCUCUUCUAUUUCAUUCCAAUGCAGCGAGGAAGCUCCUGCUAUUGUUAAAUCUUACUAUGGCCAAAGAAUUGUUGUUUGCCCUGUUGUAGAAGGGGAUUCCAUCUUUUGGGUGAUGCUCAUUACAGUUGUUGCUGCAAUAUUAGUGCUUAAAAUUUGUACAGGUGGUGAUUGGUCCUCAACACUUAAAGAAAUGAACGAGGAAGACGAGUUCAAUGACUGCAAUUUUAGGAAGGAGUACACACCACAACAAUUCAAUGAUGAAUCCAUUAUUUCUCACUUACAAUCACACGCGAUUCUCCGGUCGUCUUCUUCGGCGAACCUCCGGCAAAAACGAGUUUUUCCGGCGGACUUUUCUCGACUUCCAUCCAAGCGGCAUCCACCGUUGGUGUUGCUGCUUAGCUUUUCCACCCUUCCCUCUCUCCCUCCUGUCGAUUUGCUGCCAGAAAAAGGAAGAAGGGAUGCAGGCAGCAAGCCACAUGCCACCUCCUCCUGCCAUCACUGGAACCCACCUGCCACCUCCCUUUUGUUGCCGGUAAACCACCAUUACCACCUCUUGCUGCUUGCUGCUGCUAUAAGUCAUCAAACCGAGACCCAAGGAUCCGUCGAAAAUCUCAUUUUUGCCGGAGACUCGCUAGAGAUGACGACCAGAGAGUCGUCGGAGAUAAGAAAUUGUCGGAAACCUUCAAUAGCCGGUUUUAAUGGUUUCUGUGAACACAUACAACAAGUUCAAUGA
Molecule: messenger RNA, 804 nt
Organism: Lactuca saligna
Lineage: Eukaryota; Viridiplantae; Streptophyta; Magnoliopsida; Asterales; Asteraceae
Source: the annotation of a GenBank genome assembly